AAAAUUUAGAAGAAAUGUCAAAAUCGGAAAUGGCAAUAAUUAGAGCCCAAGCUGAUUUUGCAAUUAAUUUACUUUCAAAUGUUGUUUUUGAACAAAAUAAACCUUUAGAAUCCACAAUACUUUCCCCUUUAUCUUUAUCUAUGGCUUUGGCAAUGGUUUAUGUUGGGGCUGAUGGUGAAACUAAUAAGGAAUUUGGAAAAUUGUUGUCAGGAGGCUUAAAAGAAGAGGAAACCCAUGCAUAUUUUGCAAAACAAUUAAAUUCUUAUAAUGACGAUAAACCAAAAAAUUAUACUUUGGAAUUGGCAAAUAAAGUUUUUGUUCAAAAAGGAUUUAAUAUUUUGGAAAAAUUUAAAAAUUAUAUUGAUGAAUAUUAUGGAGGGAAAUUUGAGCUUUUAAAUUUUGCGGAAAAUGUUGAGGCUGCCAAAAUAAUUAAUGAAUUCGUGGAGAAAACAACACACGAUAAAAUUAAAAAUUUGAUCAGUCCAGAUUCAUUAACUACUGAUACUCGUCUUGUAUUAGUCAAUGCUGUCUAUUUCAAAGGAAAAUGGAGUUGCCCCUUUGAUUCUGAAUUAACUCAGAAAAAAACUUUUUAUAUUACUGAAGGGAAAAAUAAAGAGGUUAAUAUGAUGAAAAAGACAAGCAGUUUUGUUUAUUUUGAAACUGAGGAGCUGCAAAUGCUAAAAAUGUUUUAUUCUUCUGGAAGUUCUGAAGACGAUGAAGAUAUUUAUAUGGUUGUAUUCUUGCCAAAAGAACGCUUUGGUUUACAAAAAUUGAUCAAAAAUCUGGAUGGAGAAAAGAUUCUAAAAUUGCUUGAACGUGGAUAUAAAACUAAAGUGGAUGUAGGUGUUUGGAAAAAUUAUUUGAUGCUUGAAGAUACCUUUCAUGCCCAAGAAAAAUACGGUUAUUGGUCUUUGGAUAUGAGUUAUUCUUCCCUACUUAUCGUUUUGUUUCCUAAAUUCAAACUUGAAUCUACCCACGAUUUAAAAGAUGUACUCAUCAAAUUAGGCCUUAAAUCGGCCUUUGAUAAAGCCAAUUUCUCCAAAAUCUCCAAAGAACAACCUUUAAAAAUUGACAAAGUUGUCCAGAAAGCUUUUAUUGAGGUAAAUGAAGAAGGGACUGAAGCAGCUGCAGCUACCGCUAUAAUUAUUGAAACACGUAGCAUGAUUAUACCAACUAAAACACCUCAAUUCAAUGCUGAUCAACCUUUUUACUACGCAAUAAUGAAUAAAAAUAAAGAUGAUGGACAGGAAUUUUUGUUUGCUGGAGUAUUUUAUGGAUAA
Meloidogyne enterolobii is the source of this 1280-nucleotide messenger RNA. The record is from the annotation of a GenBank genome assembly. Lineage: Eukaryota; Metazoa; Nematoda; Chromadorea; Rhabditida; Meloidogynidae.